GCUUUGAGCUUGUAAUUGGUUCGGUUAUGUUAUGAUUUGUGCAUUACUACUCUUUUAUACAGACUGUGUCCAGUGGAGGAAAAUUUUAUCACAAAACUCUCGUCUGAUGGAUUUUUUACCCUGGCUAGCUUCAAUAAAAUAUUCAAACACUAUGAUCGGGAUAACAAUGGAUCAAUUGAUGGCGAUGAAAUUCCGGGAUUGAUUCGAGAUUUAGUGGAAGGAUCUGGCAGUACAAUUACUCCUCAAAAACUUGAGGAUUAUACGGCUACGUUCAUAGACCUAUUUGAUAAAAAUAAAGAUGGCAAGUUCCAGAAGAAAGAGCUUUUGAUGGUACUUCCUAUCGAAGACAACUUUUUGAGCAAGUUUCUGUCUCUUCGAACUUUGACAGUGGAUAACUUCAAUAAAGUAUUCCAACACUAUGAUCGGGAUAACAGCGGCGCAAUUAAUGGUGAUGAAAUAGCAGAAUUUUUUACAGAUUUAGUGGAAGUAACAAGUCAUGAUUUUGAUGCCCAAAAAGUUGAAGAGGUGAUUGCUUUUAUGAAAAAAAAAUGUGAUAAGAAUAAAGACGGCAAGUUCCAGAAGGACGAACUUAUGGCGUUUCUUUCCCUCGGUUCCGAGUAGUUUUUUCUUUUUUUUUUACUUUUUUGAGUUGACUCAAUCCUGGCAAAGGCCUAAUUACGGUCAUAGUUAGUUGUACAUUUAAGUUAACCGUUAGAGUGUAUUUAUAACAUUUAACGGCUUUACUUAUGCCUAAUUUGAAUUAACGUAUUAAAUUUCUUCUUAAUGAAUGCGGUUUUAAGCUCGACAAUGCGUAAGUUACUUGCAAUUUGGAAAAUUAUAUUUCAAAUAUUAUUAUCUGAAUUUAAGAGUAUAGGUUGUGUCGAAUUUUAUAAUAUAAAAAC
Messenger RNA from Anneissia japonica, 902 nucleotides. RefSeq names its product secretagogin-like. Lineage: Eukaryota; Metazoa; Echinodermata; Crinoidea; Comatulida; Comatulidae. Gene Ontology annotation, molecular function: calcium ion binding. Gene Ontology annotation, cellular component: nucleus; neuron projection; synapse. The coding region runs from base 328 to 621 and encodes 97 amino acids. The transcript is spliced from 7 exons. The record is from RefSeq and is a predicted model, not a curated record. Gene Ontology annotation, biological process: regulation of cytosolic calcium ion concentration.